AUGGCUCUAUCAUCUAACUGGUUAAAACUCCAAGAGGAAAAUAAUAAAUCUAAAUCUAAGAAACAAUUCAAGAAUACCACUUCCAAGAAAGUUACCAAACCACAGAAGAAGAAUCAUGACUCUUAUAAGAGAGAUGAGAGAAUUGCCAAGAAGCCUAAUAAAAUUAUGAGUAUGGUUUAUUCUAUGAAUGACGCCAUAGCUCAGCAUAAAGAAAAUAAAAGAGAUGGUAAAGCCUUUGAAUUUAAGUCUGAAAGCAAUAAAGAUGAGGGUUCAUCUGAGAGUGCGCCAGCUAAUUUUGAUGGACUCCCACAAGACAAAAAAUCCAAAGAAAUAGGUAAAUUUGUUGCUAUGGAUUGUGAGUUCGUUGGUAUUGGUCCAGAUGGUAAAGAUUCUGCCCUAGCUAGAAUAUCAGUAACGAAUUUCUUUGGACAUGUUAUAAUAGAUGAAUUUGUUAAGCCAAGAGAAGUAGUAACAGAUUGGAGAACGUGGGUUAGUGGUGUGAAGCCACAACAUAUGAAGAAUGCAAUUUCUUUCAAGGAAGCACAAAAAAAAUGUGCAGAAAUUCUAGACGGAAGAAUAUUAGUCGGACAUGCAAUUAAACAUGAUUUAGAAGCUCUGUUACUGUCACAUCCAAGAUCGAUGAUCAGAGAUACAGCCAAACAUCUACCAUUCAGAAAGGCGUACGCUAUGGGUAAGUCGCCAAGUUUGAAGAAACUUUCAAAAGAAAUCCUAAAGAUUGACAUUCAAGAUGGUCAACAUUCAUCAGUAGAAGAUGCAAGAAUAACCAUGAUGAUAUACAAGUCAGACAAAAAAGAAUUUGAAAGAUUACAUAGAACAACAUUCAACAACGAAUCUAAAUAA
Maudiozyma barnettii is the source of this 861-nucleotide messenger RNA. It is a transcript of the gene REX4, whose product is annotated as putative 3'-5' exonuclease. Bases 1 to 861 code for a protein of 286 amino acids. Gene Ontology annotation, biological process: rRNA processing; ribosomal large subunit assembly. Lineage: Eukaryota; Fungi; Ascomycota; Saccharomycetes; Saccharomycetales; Saccharomycetaceae. Gene Ontology annotation, cellular component: nucleus. The record is from RefSeq and is a predicted model, not a curated record. Gene Ontology annotation, molecular function: nucleic acid binding; 3'-5' exonuclease activity. The transcript has a single exon.